AUGCAAAUUAAAAAAUUAUUCGCCAUUUCCGCUUUAAGUGGAUUUGCACUCGGUGCUAAUAGUAAGUACUUAUUAGAUUGAAUAAUGGAACCAGCGAAAAUGGGUCGCUGAUGAAUUGGGCCGAGGUUCUACGAGACUAAGGAGCAAUACGUCAGAUAAAGUACUCUUAAGACGGCGAAUAUGAGCAUUAGAGGUUUAAGCCAAAAAUUUCGUAUGCGAAGAGUUAUGGAACAAUAAGCAAGUGGAACAAAUGAAACUAUUUUUUGAGCGGUUUUCAAUGGCACCAGAAGUAUAUCACUAGCAUUGAUGCCUCUAAGAAGCUCAUCAACAUUCCAUUCGGUGAACGGGAUUAAACCACGGUAAGCCACUUUUUCCGUCCGUCUUAAAAAGUUCUGAAUUCCGACAAUAUAGCCGAUUUGAUUUGUGCACUACUAACAUUAUUUAGACUCUACCUUAACCACCGCUACUCCAAGUGUCAGUAAGGCAUGUUCUUUCAAGGACUUCACCGCCACCAAGUCGGAAGAUAUUGCAUCUAUUGCUGCUUGUUCUACUGCUGUCGGUGACAUCACUAUCAAGGGUGAUUCUUUCGGUUCUAUUGAAUUGAAUGGUGUUGAAGAGCUCUACGGUAAUCUUCAUGUCAACAAUGCUACCGAAGCCACCUCAUUAAAUGCAGCAACCUUACAAUUAGUUUCGGGUAAACUUAAUUUAGACGGUAACACCAUCUUAGCUACCGUCAACUUGGCUCAAUUAACCACAGUCGGUACCCUUAACUAUAACGCUUUACCAGCUUUAGAAAAGACUGGUUUAACUUCCGGUAUCACUUCUGCUGAUGAAGUUAUCAUUUCUGACACUGGUUUAACUUCCUUAGAAGGUAUUAACGUCUUCAAGUUGAAGGUUUUCAACGUCAACAACAACGCUGAUAUCUCAACCAUCGACUCUGGUUUGCAAAAAGUCACUGAUGAAUUAUCUAUUUCCUACAAUGCUGAAAAGGUCGACGUUUCUUUAGAUCAAUUAGAAGAAGCUAACGACGUCUACUUACAAUCUAUUAACUCUUUGAGUGUUGCUAACUUAACUAAGAUUUCUAACUCGUUAUCCUUAGAUUCUAACGCUUUAGACACUAUUGAAUUCAAGAAAUUGAAGUCUAUUGGUGAUUCUUUAUCCAUCACUAAGAAUAGUGAGUUAGAAGAAUUAGACUUCCCUAAGUUAGAAAAGAUUGGUGGUGCUUUAAAUAUUAA
Molecule: messenger RNA, 1235 nt
Organism: Debaryomyces tyrocola
Lineage: Eukaryota; Fungi; Ascomycota; Pichiomycetes; Serinales; Debaryomycetaceae
Source: the annotation of a GenBank genome assembly